AUGAAGAAUUCAAAAUAAUUAUGGUUCAUGUGGAGUCAAUCCUAAAAUUUAAGUUAGAAAUAUGAAAUGGAAACAAAGAAAGUUCUUGGGUCAGGAAAAUUUGGUUAAGUUAUAAAAGUUAAAGAGAGAUUAUCAAAAAUCUAUAGAGCCAUACGUAGCAUCCCAAAAGCUAAAGUAAAGCAUAAGGAAAAAUUGAAAUCAGACGUUAAUUAGCUCAAAAAUAUUAAUCAUGAAAAUGUUAUUAAAAUUUAUGAACUAUACGAGGAUGAUAGGAACAUACAUAUAGUGAUUGAUCUUUGCGAAGGUGGUUCAUUGUUUGAAAAAAUAUUGGAAAAAUACGUACUUUCAGCAGAAGAGGCUCGCUAAUUGUUUUUGUAAAUGAUCCAAUCCAUAAAUGUUUGUCAUAAAUAUGCAUUAUGUCAUCGAGAUUUAAGACCUGAAUCUUUUUUAUAUGUAGAACGAAAAGCAGAAGAUAUGAGGAUUAAGGCAGUUGAUUUUGGAUUUUAAUUGCUUUAUGUAGAUGAUUACAUUAAGAAACAGAAUGGAAUAGUUGUAGAAUCCUCAAGAUCAGGGAAAUUGUAUUUUACAGCUCCAGAAAUAUUUGAAGGUAGACUAACCGAAAAAUGUGACAUAUGGGCAGUUGGAGUGAUUUUACAUGUUUUAAUAACAGGUGAAUUGCCAUUCAAUGGUCAAACUGAUGCCGAAAUCUACAAACAAAUUUAAAAUUAUGAAAUAACUUUAAAAGUUGAAAAACCAGUUGCAGAUUUAUUGUCUAAAAUUCUGAUUGAUCCUUAUAAAAGAAUGUCAAUCUUUGAUAUAUUGAAACAUCCUUGGAUUUAAACUCCUAUUGAUAAAACUAUUUUCUUAAAUCCAAACUUCAAAUAGAUGAAAGAACUAUCCAAUUAAAACCAUCUAUUAAGAAUUAUGAUGAAUUUUUUGUCUGAAUAGCUGCAAAAGGAUUCUUUAGAAAAAUUAAAGAAAAUAUUUGAAGAAUUGGAUGUUAAUUCAAAAGGAUUCAUUUCAGUUUCAUCAAUUAAAGAUACCUUAAAAGAUUAGCCAGAAUACGAAGAAAUAAAUUUAAUUUUAUAGCAUUCUGAAAUUCAGGAUGAUAAAAUUAAUUACAAUAACUUUAUUAAUUAAAUCUAUGAGAAGAGAUUAUUUUUGAAAGAGGAGAAAUGUUAUUUGGCAUUCAAAUAAUUUGAUUUGAACAAUACAGGAAAAAUCACAGUAGACAAUCUUUAAAAUGUGUUGAAAUCUGUUGAUCAAUUUAAAUAUAUUUCAAAGCAAUUUUGUGAAAGUCUAAUAAAAGAAGUUGAUAAAAACAAUGAUGGAGAAAUAGAUUAUCUAGAAUUUAUUGAUAUGUUUUGUAAAAAAAUCUGA
Paramecium tetraurelia is the source of this 1380-nucleotide messenger RNA. RefSeq lists its product as uncharacterized. The transcript is spliced from 8 exons. Gene Ontology annotation, biological process: protein autophosphorylation; intracellular signal transduction; peptidyl-serine phosphorylation. The record is from RefSeq and is a predicted model, not a curated record. Lineage: Eukaryota; Ciliophora; Oligohymenophorea; Peniculida; Parameciidae. Gene Ontology annotation, cellular component: cytoplasm; nucleus. Gene Ontology annotation, molecular function: calcium/calmodulin-dependent protein kinase activity; ATP binding; calmodulin binding.